AUGUCUCAACUCACCAAAGACUCAUCUAUUCUCAUCAUCGGUGGCGGUACCUGGGGCUGCAGCACCGCUCUCCAGCUUGCGCGAGCCGGCUACAAAAACGUCACCGUCCUUGAGCGCAGUCCGAUACCGUCACCCUCUGCUGCCGGAAAUGAUGUAAACAAAAUCAUGGAGGAGGGCGCACCGUCCGACACAGACACCCCCGAGCAAUACGUCUGGAACCGGAUGCACCAGAUCACCGCCAAUGCCUGGAAGACCGACCCCGUAUUUCGCCCCUUCUACCACCCAACAGGUUUUAUUAUGGCCGCGAGCCAGGACGAUGCAAUGCCUCAUGUUGACAAGUACAUUAGCACCUGCAGAGAUAAACUCCGGUUACUCAACUCGGCCGCGGAUUUCAGAGCUACAAUGCCGUUGGGCGUCCUGACAGGGGACUUUUCCGGCUGGAAAGGUUUCUUCCGCGAGGCUGGCGCUGGAUGGGUAUUUGCGAGGGGGGCGCUAGAAGCGGCCUACAAAGAGGCUUCGCGGCUGGGCGUGAAGUUUGUUACGGGUGACGAAGGGGGUGUCAAGAGCCUUCUCUACACGGAUGACCAAAGCGACAUCGUCGGCGCAAAGACCGCCGACGAAAAAGAGCAUCGUGCAGACCGCGUCAUUCUCUGUGCUGGCGCUGGAAGUGACCAGUUACUUGACUUUGAGAAACAGUUGCGCCCGACGGCUUGGACACUUGCGCAUAUCCAGAUGACGGAGGAGGAGAGGAAGCUUUGGAAGGAUCUGCCUGUACUAUUCAACGUCAAUUCCGGUUUCUUUAUCGAACCCGACUCGACGGGGCAGCUAAAAUUCGUCGACGAACACCCGGGCUACUGCAACAUUCCCACCUCCGAGGUCUUGAAUGACUUCCCUAAGUCCAUUCCAUUCGCCAAACAUCAGAUCCCACUACAGUCCGAGCACGCGGCACGGCAGUUCCUUCGCGAUACGGUCCCCCAGAUAGCGGAUCGCCCCUUUGCCUUUGCGCGAAUCUGCUGGGACGCCGACACGCCGGACCGCCAAUUCCUUAUUGAUCAGCAUCCGAAGUACAAGUCUCUCACAGUUGCAGUGGGAGGUUCUGGCAAUGGCUUUAUGAUGAUGCCGGCUGUGGGGAUUGCCAUUAAACAGAGGCUGGAGGGCGUGCUUGAGGAGAAGCUGAAGUAUGCGUUUCGGUGGAGGCCGGAGACGGCAGUCCACAGGGACUGGAGGGACACUCAGGACAGGUUUGGCGGCACGGGAACCGUCAGGAACUUCCAGGACGUCGAGGUUUGGACAAGGGUUGGGGAGGAGAUAAUUUAG
Aspergillus nidulans FGSC A4 is the source of this 1317-nucleotide messenger RNA. RefSeq names its product protein alcU. The transcript is spliced from 3 exons. The record is from RefSeq and is a predicted model, not a curated record. Bases 1 to 1317 code for a protein of 438 amino acids. Gene Ontology annotation, molecular function: oxidoreductase activity, acting on the CH-NH group of donors, oxygen as acceptor; flavin adenine dinucleotide binding; oxidoreductase activity. Lineage: Eukaryota; Fungi; Ascomycota; Eurotiomycetes; Eurotiales; Aspergillaceae.